AUGAACUUUCCAAGUUUAAUGGUACUUGCAAAGAUUGGUUAUUGCAUUGCAGCAAAGAUGAAUUUUGGAACACAAUUAAAAACUGGAAAGAUAUUAACAAUGUACUGGAAUUUAAACCAGAAGCUUCUGGCUGGUUAGAACUUGAAUCAAAUGCCAUACAUAAAUUUGCAUAUUAUUGGAAUAAAGUUUUGCAUAAUUCAAAUUUAUCAUUUCAGCCAAAUAUUAAGCUUAAACUUAAGAGUUUACGAUGUUUACCAAAUGGGAUAUUUGUUGUAUUCACAGAUACAUUAUCAGAACUUUCAAACUUUUCUCCUGCCAUUGUAGAUGAUCAUUCUCAAUGUGUUCGUCAUGAAGAUUUGAAGCUAUUUGAUCCAUUUUACUUACCAUUAUGGGGAGCAUAUUUAAAAAGUAAAAUGGAUGUCAAAGAUUUAAUUAUGAUUGCACAGCAAAAAUUGCUUGGUGGGAAUAAAAUUGAAACUUGGCAAAACAGAAUAUAUCCUACAGCUGAUUUGGCAGUGCUUUCUUCACGGUUAUCUUUAUCAAUUUCACCACAAUCUAAGAUUGCAUCUGAGUUGGUGGCAGGACAUAUGGCUCUUUGUUCAUAUGUUUCUCCUGAUAGACAGAGAUUGUAUAUUGGGUAUUCAUCAGAACCAAUUCUUGCAGAAGCUUCAGCAAUACUAAUGUCAGAUAUAAAAAAUUACAGCCGUUUGCUUAAGACUUUAUGUAAUUCUGUUGAAGAUGGAAUAGUUGAUGCUGGUUUUUGUGGAGAGCUUGUUGCAAAACUUUUGCUGCUUAGGGCAUGGGACAAAUGUUGCAAUUUACAGAUAGAACCAAUGACAAAGUAUGCAAUUCCAAUAACUGUUAAAGAUUUUUUGCUCUCAUUACUUGGAGAAAAAAAUUAUCAAAUGGCAUUUUCUGACCUAGAUGAGAAUUUGGCAUCUGGUAUACUAUUCUUUAAUCAUUUUUAUGGGCUGGAAUACACACCAGACAAAACAGUAUUGCUCAAAAUGUUCAGACGUUGUGCUGCUAUUGUUGGAAUGCCAGGUCAAUAUGGAUGGGAUUUGAUGAUACCAAAAAGACAAAAGGAUUCAGAAUGGCCUGCUUCAGCAACAACAAAAAUGAAGUGGCCAGAGAUUGUGGAGAGUGAAAAAGACAUUGAUUAUGUUAGUGAUAUAUACACUCCUUAUAUAUCUCUCUAUUUCCAACUUGGAGCACCUAAAUCAGAGAUCAUCAAACAUUAUAGUACAUAUUCAUCCACUCGAUCUUCACGUAAUAAUCAAUAUUCUGUGUUGCUAUUUGGAUUUACAAAGGAUACAUUUGAUUGUCUCAAAGACCUUGAGCAAGAUACCAUAAGCUGGUUACAGGAAUUGUUGAUACAUCAUACAAAUCUGAUGUCUUUUAAACAAACAGAAGAGCAAAAAGAGUUAGUCAGGCAUAUCUAUCCUG
Entrophospora candida is the source of this 1446-nucleotide messenger RNA. Lineage: Eukaryota; Fungi; Glomeromycota; Glomeromycetes; Entrophosporales; Entrophosporaceae. The record is from the annotation of a GenBank genome assembly.